CUUGGACGGCGUUCGCGAUGCUGCAGGUAUAUAAGGCAGCUGUCCUGGAGCAAUUGUACAUUCCUCGUUAUCUUUCUCGGGCGAGAUUCCUAUCUUGAUUUUCAUUGUUGCCAUGGCCUCCCUGAGAAGUGUCCUUCUGGUCUUCGGAUCUGUUCUAUCUGCCGUGCUUUGUGCGCCAUGGCUCGAAAGCCGCCAGACUCUACAGACCAUUCCCGGGAAAUAUAUCGUUACCUUCAAGCCGGGAACAGACGAUGCCAAGAUCGAUGAACAUACAGCCUGGGCGACAAACCUUCACAAACGGCAUCUUGAAGACCGCAGUUUCACCGAGCAAGACCUACCUGUCGGCAUUGAGCGACAUUACAAGAUUAACAGGUUUGCCGGAUAUGCUGGCUCGUUCGAUGACGCAACCAUUGCUGCAAUCCGCCAACAUGCAGAUGUAGCCAACGUCGAGGACGAUCAGAUCUGGUAUCCUGACGGACUGAUCACGGAGCAUAACUCCCCAUGGGGUCUAGGAUGCAUUUCUCAUCGGGGGCUGGCAAGCACUGACUACGUCUACGACGAUAGCGCUGGAAUUGGCACCUAUGCUUAUAUUGUGGACACAGGCGUUUUGAGCACCCAUGAUGAAUUUGCUGGUCGCGCCCUCUUGGCAUACAACGCUGUUGGAGGACAACAUACCGAUGGAGUCGGGCAUGGCACCCAUGUUGCAGGAAUCAUUGGUGGACGAACUUACGGAGUGGCGAAGAGGACGAGUCUGGUCUCAGUGAAGGUCUUCACUGGCGAAUCCAGCUCUACCUCGGUCAUUCUCGAUGGUUACAAUUGGGCCGUCAAUGACAUCGUGACCAAGAACCGUACGAGCAAAGCAGUGAUCAACAUGAGCUUGGGCGGGAGCUAUUCCAGCACGUUCAAUGAUGCUGUCGAAAAUGCCUUCGAUGAAGGGGUCCUCACCGUCGUUGCGGCAGGCAAUGAGAAUAGGGACGCUGCGCGGACGAGCCCGGCAUCGGCGCCGAAUGCUGUCACUGUCGCUGCCAUCAACCGACGGAACUCCCGCUCCAACUUCUCCAACUUCGGCUCUGUCGUCGACAUCUUUGCGCCCGGAGAGGAUAUUCUCUCCUCUUGGAUUGGAUCGGAUACGACGACCAGAACCAUUUCUGGAACCUCGAUGGCUACGCCUCAUGUUACGGGAUUGACACUGUACCUCAUGGCGCUCGAGGUCUUGUCUACUCCGACCGCAGUGACAGCUCGCCUCAAGGCACUGGCCACACGGAAUGUAGUCACGAAUACCGCUGGUAGUCCGAAUCUUCUUGCGUACAACGGAAAUGGAAGAGCAUCUGACCAUCAGGGAGAUGGAGAUGGAGACGGAGAUAACGACGGAGGCUGGGACAAGGAAGAGCUUGGGAUCCUGUAGCCAGGUAUGGCCCAGACCGUUGAGCCCCCAGUUCGUGUGAUGAUAAGGAGCUAGGAUGAGAGAAUGAAUGAUCUGAGAUAUGGGAUGGCAGGGCACAUCCUCCAGAGCCACGGAUGCUGGUCCACCGUGACAAGGAAUAGGAUCAAGCACAUGCAAAGCCUUUCCCGUCACGCUUCCGAAGUAGUACCAAGCUGAAGGUCGGAUACGUCGAUCCGCGCUGGAGUACAGGACUAUGUAUAAGCGAUUGUCGGGUAAAGACCGAGCGCUGAUAGGCCCAGCAGCGUGAGCUGUCUGCCCGUGGCACUUGUU
Molecule: messenger RNA, 1714 nt
Organism: Aspergillus homomorphus CBS 101889
Lineage: Eukaryota; Fungi; Ascomycota; Eurotiomycetes; Eurotiales; Aspergillaceae
Product: S8 family peptidase
Exons: 4
Coding region: 113-1405 (430 amino acids)
Biological process (GO): proteolysis
Molecular function (GO): serine-type endopeptidase activity
Source: RefSeq, a predicted model, not a curated record